Molecule: messenger RNA, 822 nt
Organism: Thlaspi arvense
Lineage: Eukaryota; Viridiplantae; Streptophyta; Magnoliopsida; Brassicales; Brassicaceae
Source: the annotation of a GenBank genome assembly
GAAAAAACAUAGCAAUUUGAAUUUAAUAUUUGGAUUCUAAAGCAAUUCAUGGGUCUAUUCUAUUACACUGUUCACACACUCUCUCUAUCUUAAGUUUCUUUUGACUUAAGACCAAAUGAAUAACCCCAAACCCCAAACACACAAACAUAAACCCAAAAAAAUCUCUCUCAGAAGAGAAAAAACAAAUAACCAAACACUUGUCUCUGCUAACGUGCGCCUCCUUCACCGUUCUUGCUAAUGGGCGCCCUCCGUCGCCGCCGCCGCCGCUUUCUCUUAGCUGCACUCGCAGCAUUUGCUCUCCUACGCCUCUUCUCCGCCUCUGCAGUCUCCGCCGGUGGAUGGCUUGGUGAGAGAACUGGGUCGGAUUUAAUGGGGAGUAAGCGGUUUGGCGGACCGGGUUCGUCACCACCGACGUGUAGAUCGAAGUGUGGGAAAUGUCAGCCAUGUAAACCGGUUCACGUACCGAUUCAACCCGGUAUGAGUAUUCCAUUAGAGUAUUACCCUGAAGCUUGGCGGUGCAAGUGUGGCAACAAGCUCUUCAUGCCCUAGAUUAAUUAUUUAUUAAACAAUUUUUUUUAAAGUGUUUUAUUCCUUUUGUUUUCUUUUUUCUCUCAUCAUUUCCCUGAUUAAUUGUUUUAAUGAAAUCUAUAUGUUAAUAUAAAAAGAAAUUGGUCAUCAUGUGAAGAAAUUGAGGACUUUGGGAAAAGGCAAAUUUUUGGUGGUGAUAUUACCGAGAAAGAGAGAGAGAGAGUGAGAGAGUGUCCUCAUCUCUUUCUUACCCUAAUAACACUUGCUCCAUUGUAGAAGCAAUUAAUCUUACAG